This is a messenger RNA of Mucor velutinosus, 1929 nucleotides long. RefSeq lists its product as uncharacterized. The record is from RefSeq and is a predicted model, not a curated record. Bases 1 to 1929 code for a protein of 642 amino acids. NCBI's taxonomy places the organism in Eukaryota, Fungi, Mucoromycota, Mucoromycetes, Mucorales, Mucoraceae. The transcript has a single exon.
AUGUAUCUCCCCACAGAGAUCAUCAAAAAAGUAGGCUCAUACUUGACACUGGCAGAACAAGGCGCAUGUAUCCGUGUCUGCUAUGCAUGGUACGAACCCUUCCUGGAUCUUCUCUACACACGAGUACAUAUACAUACCCGCCACCAGUUUCGACUCUUUUACCGUUCCAUCAAGAGUUCAGCCACCAUUCAGGAUUCACUGGGCCAUCACGUCAAAGAGCUUGUAUUCGACCACAGUACCAAGGGAUGCCAUGUUGGCCUCACGCGCGAUGAAUUUGAAACGUUUCCAGACUACUUUACGCACCUCGAGAUUUUAGACUUUGACCCUGAUCUCUGGCAGUACAUGCGAUAUUCCGAAAAGUUUGCUCAGAUGAAGUGUAUACGCCAAUUCCCCAUGUUUACUCGAAAAUUCAUCUUUCAGCCUCUCAUCACCGACCAAACCACUCUCAAUGCGCAACUCACGUACCUCGCUAUCAGCGGCCAAGCAACAGAGCAUCUGCUGAACAGCAGCUUAUUGACAACGUCGUUGUGGAGCCGCAUGCCCAAGCUCGAAACACUAGUGAUUCGAGGCACCACACACAACAAUAUCAAUGUAAAGAUGAUCAUGGCGUUGGGGGCACAGUUACCUCGAUUGAAGCACUUGACCCUGGGAUGUCUCACACUGCCGCUGCAAGAAAACGAUAUGAGUUCCACGACGACGUUUCCCCUCUUCACCUCGGCUCAGUCGUUGACGCUGGAUGAUGUGCAUUUAAAGAAUUGGCGUAUGAUUACAUUUUUGAGCCUGGCCUUCUAUCGUGUGGAGGAACUGGAUUUUGACAUGACAUUUGACUGGUUUUACAACGAAAAUGUAACCAUUGAAUUAUACGAACAAUCGAUGGACGCUUGCAUGGGAUUUGCUCAGCUGUGCAUCUUUUUGAAAAAGAUUCGAUUUAGACGAAUCAGCACCUCAGUGUUUCCCUUUCCCUACGAUGCAUUUUUCCAGGAAAUAGCCGACAUUCAUCAAGACAACGUCAAGGUGGAGAUGACAGACUACGCUUGGUGGUCCACCAUCGAUCCCGCUUCAUCGUUCAAAGCAGUGACAGCACAAACAGGCCUCUUGUCAAACGCCAAUCUCAAGUGGUCAUGGACAGGCAAAAAGUCGGAUGUGGCACUAUUCAAAAACCUGAAAUUUUGCACCCAUUUAACCCAUUUGGAGUUGGAUUGCGAUGUGCCCCUGAAAAAUGGAUUUAGACUGGAUCUGCUGUUGGAUAAUUGUCCUGCACUCGAGACGUUUGGUGUAUCGCAUGCGUUAGUGACGACAGGUCGAUCCAUAGAGAAAGCAUCAGACACGAAAUACCUUAUCAAGAGCCUUAGGCUGAAGGAUGCGGUGCUAGGAGACCAUUUGAUGGAUUACGUUGCAAAGAGUUGUCUAUACCUGGACAAGUUAUGGAUUACCAACUGUACGCAAGAGAACCCCCGCCGAUCAGCAUUUGUCGUUAUUCGCAUGCCAGAACACAAUUUCAAAUCGAUUCGACUGAAUUCACUUCACCUGAAUCCUGGAGGAUCGGCUGGCAAGAGCGAGGCGAAUAUAGCCAUUCUGUCAUUUUACGAAUCUACUCGAUAUGCGAAUCAGACAGAGCGAUGGAAGAGGGCAGAGGGCAAAUUCAAAAAUGUCACAGCACCUGAAAUGUGGCGAUUCUAUCAUGUGCACAAGACAGAUGUAUCCAAGAAGGAAAAGUUCGAUAAGCGGCUUCGACGACUAAGCACAGAGGAAGCAGCGAUGAUUGCCAACUUUGAAAUGACAGACAGAAAGUGGAAGGCGGUGAAAAAUGCACCGAAGCGAAAGACAUUCUCAGAUCGAGCAUCAUGGGAGAAAGAUAUACAAUUCGGUGCAGUUUUAUUACUGUGUAGAUCUGUUGAAGAGCUAGAGUUCAACGAACUGAAAGUCUAG